AUGACGGGGGAGCUGCUCUUCUCGGGGCAACUGCUGGCUGUGACGACGGAUGAGACCAACGUCGCUCGUGUGCAGAUCCAGAAGGAGGCCAUCUCUUUUCUACAGCGACUGGCUGAGCCUGUGCUCGUUGUGAGCUUCCAUGGAGCCAAGAGAAGCGGCAAGACGGCGCUGGUGCGGAGUCUUCUUGGAGUUGAAGAGGAGAUCGAGACAGACGGUGCAUGGCUGUAUAUUAAGCGCGCUAACUACCCCAACGCUAAGUAUCUGGCUGUCCUGGACCGACCGGGCUUUGGAGAAGACAAGCAUUUGGACAUGCUGCUAUACUCGAUCCUCGCGGGUCUUAGUAGUGUAGUGGUGCACCAUGUGGAUGGCCACUUGACUCCUGAAGCUGUUGACCAGUUCGGGUUCCUCGCGUCGAAUACUGAAGAGAGUGACGCACCUGCUUAUGUUUUUCCUCAGUCACCGAAGCUGCUUUGGGUGUUGCAGAAUGUCACUACUGGUGAGCUAAAAGAGCAGGUUCAAGAGAGUGGGCUAUCACUACAGGAAGCGGAACAGACGUAUCUUUGCAACGCAUUGGCCGCAUUGCCUGGAGACUCAGCGGGUGCAGAAUUUAGCAAGCUUUUCGAGUCUAUUUUUCCAGACCAGGGAUGUUUCGCUGUCCCUCCAACUGGUACAGAAGCGUUUGAGAAACGACUGGAGAAACUCUCUCGCGUCUUCACCGACUCCAUCCACAAUCGCUAUCUAAAGGGUGUCGUCCUAAAUGGACCAUUAAUCGGGUCAAUCGUGGUUUCCAUGCUGGCUCAUCGCGAUAACGUGUUUAAGGCGUUUAAAGGUCGGAUUUGGAAGGAUUCGAUUCACAAUUGCUGUCUCAACGUCGUCGAGAAUGGAGUCAAACUCUACAAACUUCGUAUGUCGGAAAGACUGGGCAGCAUUGUCGAUGUUUCGGACCUGAAGGCGUUCCAGCCAGCACUCGCUCCUGUCCGAGAACGUCAAGAACUGGUCGAGAAACUCUUUCGUGACCUGGUCGAGUCAGUGUUUGCCUCGAUCCAGGAAGAAAACAACCGUAUUUCUUCUGAGCUCUGUCAGUCUCUACUUUCUACGCUUCACACCAAGAUGACAGAAAAAGUUGAUGCUCAUCUACUGCUGGGACCUCAAGAGGAUGACGACGGAUAUUCCUUCCAGUCAACGGAGUUCAAGCGCUUUUAUCACUAUUACCAAACGUACGUGUUUGAACUGAUGGCGGACUUCACAGACCAAGCGAAAGGUCCAGUGAAGAAAGCGGAGCUGGCUACGUUCAUGCACGACACUAUCCGACCUCAACUUGCUGAGUUUUCUGAGAAGCUAGACAAGAUCCGUCAGCACGAUACAGAUGUGGUAGAAGAGAUGAUCGAGAAGAAAGAGGAACAAGUUGAGGAAUUCAACGCCAAGCACAAAAUGUAUCAGAAGCAGACAGUGGAUGCGCAAGAAGACGUCAAUAGGCAGCUGGUCGAAGUGGCAAAACUCCAAUCGCUACGCAAAGAAGCGCUUGUAGGUGCCAUUAAUGACCUGACCAGAAUGCACACGAUGGCCACCAAGCAGAAGGAAUUGCUGGAAGAAGCUGCGUUCGUCUCGGUUCAACUUCCGGAACAAAAAGUCAUCGAAGCGGCUCAAGAUAAAGAAGUUACGGAACUGCAGGGCUAUUUGAUCAAGCAGGGAGGCGGUGGAUAUGUACUGAACCCUCUGGGGCGGAAGAAUUGGAAGCAACGGUACUUCAUUCUCAUCGGCGCCAAUCUCAUCUACGCGAAGACAAAAGACGACUACGAGCGUGGGAAAAUUAUUAAGGAGCUUUGCCUCACCGGCUGCAAGGUGGACCCGUCACGUGAUGCAGGCGAAGGCUUUGACAUCACUCCAGGCAAGUCAGCACACGUGUUUGAACUGCAAAGAGGAUUCUUCGAGAAGAACAGCAAGAAACGCUCGUCAGCAGCAGAUAGCGGUCGAGUCUUUAAGCUGCGUGCCCAGAACAUCCAAGAGCGCGACAAGUGGAUUGACAAGUUACGUCAAGCGGCGGGAGGCUACUAA
Molecule: messenger RNA, 2055 nt
Organism: Phytophthora infestans T30-4
Lineage: Eukaryota; Oomycota; Peronosporomycetes; Peronosporales; Peronosporaceae
Exons: 11
Coding region: 1-2055 (684 amino acids)
Molecular function (GO): GTP binding; GTPase activity
Source: RefSeq, a predicted model, not a curated record